AUGUCGGACCCAUAUGGCACGUUCCAUCACGCUCUCAACAAAUUGCCUGGGGAAGAUCCAAGUGCACCGCCCCAAACUGAGUGGCUGAAUAUGGGCUACUGGAAGAACACCAGUGUCUUCCCAGAAGCCUGUCAAGGUACGUAUGUUCCACGUCCCUCCGAGCUGUCAGGAAUUACAAGUCUUCCUGCACAUCACCAGCGUUCUCGUGAACGGAUUGCGAGCAUGCGGCUCCGAAAUCCGGGUAUCAUCGAACCAAAUCUUUACCUCGGAGAUGCGGUUUAUCGACUUGGGAGAGAAGAUCAUCCACUCAGUCCCAAUAACGCUGAUAUGUUCGACACUAUUCUUGCUCUUGAUUGCGCGUAUCACUUUCACACUCGACGAGACUUUCUGCGACAGUCGUUGUCACACCUUGCGCCUGGUGGGAGAAUAGCACUUGCGGACAUCUGUUUUACGACGAGUUGGAGGUCCAUGAACUUCGGGACGAAGGUUCUCUUGACAAUUUUAAACGUGAUCCCCAAGGAAAACAUCGUUUCUCUCGCCGAAUACGAGGCAGACAUGCGGGAUAUGGGAUACGUAGAUGUAAAACUAGAGGAUAUCAGUGAGGAUGUAUUUCCUGGGUUUGUACGAUUUCUAAAGAGCCGUGGGUGGGGCUGGUGGAUAUUUGGGAAAGUCAUGUCGGCGUUUUCGGGCCGGUGUCAAUUUGUAGUAGUGAGUGGCUGUGCAGGUGCUUAG
Messenger RNA from Desarmillaria tabescens, 732 nucleotides. RefSeq lists its product as uncharacterized. The record is from RefSeq and is a predicted model, not a curated record. The transcript has 3 exons. Bases 1 to 732 code for a protein of 243 amino acids. Lineage: Eukaryota; Fungi; Basidiomycota; Agaricomycetes; Agaricales; Physalacriaceae.